This is a messenger RNA of Suillus fuscotomentosus, 1602 nucleotides long. RefSeq lists its product as uncharacterized. The coding region runs from base 1 to 1602 and encodes 533 amino acids. The record is from RefSeq and is a predicted model, not a curated record. NCBI's taxonomy places the organism in Eukaryota, Fungi, Basidiomycota, Agaricomycetes, Boletales, Suillaceae. The transcript is spliced from 11 exons.
AUGCCUCGCCGUUAUCAUUAUCAUCAUUACGAGCAUCUGACAGCAACACGCUGGCUGGGCAUUAUACCAGUAAGGGGCUCAACCAAGGAGUCACUAGUUUAUCACCUGACUCCAAACCACCGCCAUUGUCCCUUGGCAAACAUCAUUAUGAUUCCUCCAGGCUCAGAUCAAACUGCACGUCGCCAGGAGCUUGGUGAUGAUCAUGAUGUUAGCCACUGCAGCUUUCAGCCACCUCCAGACUCAAAUGUCAAGAUGUCCGAGUAUGAAUGGUCACAAUGGUGGGAUGAAAUGAUGAACCUGCCGCCAGUGGCAGACUCCGGUUCAGCUCCUGCGCCAAGUCAGGUUCAUCACACCCCCACAGAGACCCCACUAGCCUUAUCCUCCGAGGAAAUUUUGGCCUUGGUCAUGAGUUUCGGUGACUCGGACGCAACUGACAGUGCCCCAGAGGCUGGAGUCACGGCAGUCCCGCAUCCAUACACCCUUGAAGUCGCUGGCAGUGAUGUUCACGCCCGCCUGUCGAAUGUUCGCUUCGACCUGCCGCUAUCAUUGGCACCAUUGUCUACGACAUCCGAGUCAUUGCCCCCAACUUCUGCGCUGUUCAGUCUUGAGAGCCUACUCAAGGUAAAAUUGAAGGCCAAAAAGGGCAUGAAACAGUCGAUGCUCGACGAUUCGUUUCUACUUUCAUCCAAGGAAAGAUCAAAAAAGGCGAUUGCCAGUCUCACUGCUGUCGUAACGGCAUUCAAUGAUCCUGAACUUACCUUGUGGUCCCGUGGGAGUGACGCCAAAAAGCACGCAGAAAAAAUUGGCGAGACUGCCAAGCACCUCAGGAAAAAGGUCAAGGAUAUAGUUCGGACGGCAGUCUUAUUUGGCUACAAUUUGGAUGAAGCCUUGGCAACCCAAACACAAGAGGAGAUAGAGCUUACCGUCAGCAACCUUCUGCAAGGUGACGCGUUCCUAUACGGAGAUAUCAAGGUGGGAGGAGAGACUAUAGUCGGCGUGCCCUUUGCGAACAGAGUAGUGCGGCAUUUUGCGCAGCACGUACUGUUCCAUCAACUUGACCUCCAGGAAUAUGUCAACCCCAGCCGAGACCUUGGGGCAUUAUUUGCUUUCAUUGGGACAUUAUUUGAGUGGGCAUUGAGGGAAUUGUCUACUGGUGUUUUCAUCCCCAGUGACUUUGACCUGUCCCGCGCCCGGGUGGCUUUCGACGAAAAGUCUCUACAAGUCAAUGAGGGGCGAUUGUGCAAAUAUGACAAUGAUGCGAAGGUUUUCACUUAUAAGUACAACAGUGGCUGGCAGUCCCAGCCCUCCAUACUUCCUGGACCAUUCAAAGAACCAUCUUCAGUGAAUGUCAAGAGGCAUUCAACACCUGCGAUAAAUGUUGCAAAAAGUCGAGCUACCACCGUUAUUGUGGAGUCAACUACAAGCCUGGCAGCAACAAAGGAACCCCAGGCAACACCAGAAACGAAACAAGAAAAUAAUGAAGAAUCAGUCAUGCAAGAUCCUGGUUUGCGCCAGCUGAUUAUCAGCAGAAUUCGGAAUGGUGGUGAUGGGCCCGAAGUUGAGGUAUGGGAAGCAGUGUGUUCCUUAUCUUUCUCAGGCUGA